Molecule: messenger RNA, 2346 nt
Organism: Nerophis lumbriciformis (worm pipefish)
Lineage: Eukaryota; Metazoa; Chordata; Actinopteri; Syngnathiformes; Syngnathidae
Source: RefSeq, a predicted model, not a curated record
AUGGACGAACAGGCGGGCCCCGGCGUGUUCUUUAACAACAAUAACUCUGUUUUACCCGGCGCUGGCAAAGGACCACUGCCUGAUGGCGACGCAGGGGAGGCGGCUCGGGCGCAGUACAGUAUCCCGGGGAUAUUACACUUCCUGCAGCACGAAUGGGCCCGUUUCGAAGUCGAGAGGGCACAAUGGGACGUGGAGCGUGCAGAAUUACAGGCUCAAAUCGCCUUCCUACAAGGAGAGCGGAAAGGCCAGGAGAACCUUAAGAAAGACCUUGUGAGGAGGAUCAAAAUGUUGGAGUUUGCACUUAAGCAAGAGAGAGCAAAGUACCACAAAUUAAAAUACGGGACUGAGUUAAAUCAAGGUGACAUGAAACCACCAAGCUACGAUUCCGACGAGACGAAUGAGAACGAUACUUCUGGAUCGCUGAACAAUCAGCUGUCCUGGAAACAAGGACGGCAGCUUCUCAGACAGUACCUGCAGGAGGUUGGCUACACAGACACCAUUUUAGAUGUGAAGUCACAGCGUGUCCGAGCACUGUUGGGUCUAGCUGGCGAUGGAAGUGGGAAGACAGUUGAACGUAUAAGUACAGAACCUUUGGUCAAUGGGACAGACACAACAAAGGGCAUGGGAACCAGAGCUUUAGGGAAAACUGAGCUCUCGGACACGAGCGCUGUAUUGGAAGCCUUCAAGUUCAUCGAGAAUGCAGCAGCUGAGUUCAGUGAUGAAGAUGAUGAAGAGGAUAGUGAGGGGAAGGACAGGACCAAUGUGGAAUCCAGAACGAUCAUUAGAAAGAAGCCAUCAUCGUCAACGCCGCCAGCUAGUAUGGACACUAGUGAGGACCCAGACACAGAAGAUGCUCUUAAGGGCUUUGACUUUUUAUCAAGUCCUGACGAGAUGGACAUCUCACCUGAGUGCAGAGGGACAGGAGACGGCACUGACUGGGACAAGGACGAGCACGGUCCCAUUUCUGAGGCCUGGGACGUGGAUCCAGGCUUGAUAACCAAACUCAAGGAGCAGUACAGAAAGGAGCGCAAGGGGAAAAAGGGGGUGAAGAGACCCAACCGGUCCAAGCUCCAGGACAUGCUGGCUAAUUUGAGGGAUACUGAGGAUGUGUCCCACAUGCAGCCACCAUCGACCACUCAAUCCCGAUCCAACGUUGUGCGAUUUAACGAGCACGACGGCAACCGAACAGAUGAAGUGGAGGCGCUGACCUUCCCGCCUACUUCAGGGAAGUCGUUCAUUAUGGGCUCAGACGAGGCCAUGGAGAGCGAGCUGGGCCUGGGCGAGCUGGCCGGGCUCACUGUAGCCAACGAGGCCGACAGCUUGGCGUACGAUAUUGGCAACAAUAAAGAUGCCAUGAGAAAAACCUGGAAUGCUAAAUUUACACUCCGGAGCCAUUUUGACGGGAUUCGGGCCCUGUCUUUCCACCCAGUGGAACCUGUCCUUGUAACUGCUUCAGAAGAUCACACACUCAAAAUGUGGAAUCUUCAAAAGACAACUCCAGCCAAAAAGAGUACAUCUUUAGAUGUGGAGCCCAUCUACACGUUCAGGGCCCACAGGGGGGCUGUGUUGAGCGUAGUCAUGAGCGCCACUGGGGAGCAAUGUUUUAGUGGAGGAGUGGAUGGCACCAUCCAAUGCUGGAACAUGCCGAAUCCCAACAUCGACCCCUAUGAUUCCUAUGACUCAUCAGUUCUUCGUGGGGAGCUGUGCGGUCACACAGACUCCGUUUGGGGUUUAGUGUACAGCAGUGCACACCAGCGCCUUCUCUCGUGCUCGGCCGAUGGGACAGUGAGACUGUGGGACGCCAACAGCACCUCCCCAGCCCUCGCAGUAUUCAACGAAAAUAAAAAGAUGGGAGUUCCCUCUUCGGUGGACCUGGUUUGCAGUGAACCAGCUCACCUGGUCACAUCCUUCACUAGCGGGGAGAUCGGCCUUUUCAAUAUGGAGACAAGUCAACUUGUCCUCAGUCUAGAGUCCAAUGCAGGGCAAGGUCUUCCAAUUCACAUCAACAAGAUCCUCAGCCACCCAACGCUGCCCAUCACCAUCACAGCACAGGAGGACAGACACAUCAAGUUCUUCGACAACAACACUGGCAAACUGAUACACUCUAUGGUGGCCCACCUGGAUGCCGUCACGAGCUUAGCCGUGGACCCCAACGGACUGUAUCUCAUGUCGGGCAGUCACGACUGCUCCAUCCGCCUGUGGAACCUGGAGAGUAAAACCUGCAUCCAGGAGUUCACGGCUCACCGAAAGAAAUUUGAGGAGUCCAUUCACGAUGUGGCUUUUCAUCCCUCCAAAUGCUACAUCGCCAGCGCCGGGGCGGACGCUCUUGCCAAGGUGUUCGUAUGA